Molecule: messenger RNA, 1524 nt
Organism: Acipenser ruthenus (sterlet)
Lineage: Eukaryota; Metazoa; Chordata; Actinopteri; Acipenseriformes; Acipenseridae
Exons: 1
Coding region: 47-1429 (460 amino acids)
Source: RefSeq, a predicted model, not a curated record
UCUGAUUGGUAGCUUUCCCAUAAUUCCGGAUGGCCGGCUAGCCAAGAUGGCGGAGGUCAGCCGGAGAUUGGGGAGGGGAGUGUAUGUGGUCUUGAAUAACCAGUAUAACGCGUUAAACUCAGUAAGCAGCGGCGACCCACGCACAGUCAAUCAGCGAGAACAAAAGAGACAACACAAGGGGGACCCGCCCGCUGGAGCCCGAGCUUUAUUAGACAGCGGAACUUUGCUCUUGAUACCCGCCGGCGACCGGUGCCAAUGUCAGCUGUGUAAACUGUCUGAGGUCGGUCAGCAAAGUUUGCGGAUCUCGGUAAGUCGUGCGCGGAAGCCGACCUCGAGUAGUAGCUGUGAUAAAGCUGGGGUACUGCGCAACGAAACUGCACACAGCUGCGAAGAUGCGUCCUUUUCAACGGCAGAUUUAGAUUGGGGCGUAAAGAGAAGCACCCUCAACUUGCUAGGACCCACGUCUGCCUUUGAGGACGCGGUGUUUGUUUUUGUUAGUGACAGGCUGUUAUUAAAGGAGAGGGCUGUUAGGAAACAAAGGGACGUGCAGCUGCAUUCACUGGCUGAAGCCUUCCCUGUCUGCAAAGCCAGUGCUCUUGACUGUGCUGGCGCUUACUUGGACUUUAAUGAUACAAAUGGAGCAGGACCCUGGCAGUGUGCAGAUAGCAAUGGGUCGUUUGCAACUGACGCAGCUAACCCGGGCUUCAAGAGCAGCCCCUGUCUCGGUUCGGGUGCAGCAGGGUUUAAUAAAAGCAGGUGGAGGCAGCAGCUCCAGCAGGGAGCUCAGUGCAGCGUUUGGAAGGCGGUCUUGCUGCAGCCUCAAAACCUCUGGAGUCUCUCUUCAGCUCGAUCGUACACCAAAAACAACAGAACCAACGUCAGCCCUCCUCUCUGUAAAAGCAAAACGGCUUAUUAUGACAUCCUAGAGGUGAGCCCCAGCGCCACUCAGGCCCAGAUCAAGACCGCGUACUACAAGCAGUCCUUCAUCUACCACCCGGACAAAAACGCGGGCAGCGAGGGGGCCUCCGUGCGCUUCUCGGAGAUCAGCGAGGCGUACAACGUGCUGGGCAGCAUCGCGCUCCGGAGGAAGUAUGACCAUGGGAUCCUGAGCCAGGCUGACGUCCAGAGAGCAGACAGGCCCUCGCCGAAGGACAUGCCGGGCCCCAGCGCAACCAGCCAGCGCAAGACAUCGCGCACCACGCCGACCCCCGGGGUGGGGAACAAGCCCAUCUUCGAUUUCGAUUCCUUCUAUCGCGCGCACUACGGAGAGCAGCUGGAGCGGGAGAAGCUGCUGCGCUGGCGCCGGGAGCAGCAGCAGCAGCGGCAGCAGGACCUGCACCGGCGCUGGCAGAUGGGCAAGAUGACCGAGCUCUCCAUGGGGUUGCUGGUAGCGCUUGGGUUUGGCAUCCUGAUUAGCAUGAAUUCUUGAGAUGGAUUUUCUUUAAAUACCCUGCUUGCUGUGGAAGAGAGGGACUGUGCUUUAUUGAUCAAACCUUGCCAGGUCUCUCUCUGGUGGGGUUGGGG